Messenger RNA from Drosophila gunungcola (fruit fly), 1959 nucleotides. Its product is annotated as protein regulator of cytokinesis 1-like. Lineage: Eukaryota; Metazoa; Arthropoda; Insecta; Diptera; Drosophilidae. Gene Ontology annotation, molecular function: microtubule binding. Gene Ontology annotation, biological process: mitotic spindle midzone assembly; microtubule cytoskeleton organization. Gene Ontology annotation, cellular component: spindle; mitotic spindle midzone; cytoplasm. The record is from RefSeq and is a predicted model, not a curated record. The coding region runs from base 49 to 1857 and encodes 602 amino acids. The transcript has a single exon.
CCGCCAUUUCAGUUUGAAUUUAUCGAAAUUACUGGCGUCAUUGUUAUUAUGAACACUUCAAACACAGUCACAAUAAAGGCCCAGAUCGUGGAGAUGACGGGCGAGCAUGUGGAGGAGCUGCACGCGAUGUGGUCGAGGAUGUUCGAGCCCAAGACCUGCGACGAGUUCCUCCACAAGCUCAAAGACCAUACACACAGUUUCUUCACGGACCUACUAAACGAAUCCCGUGAGAAGCAGCAGGGAAUCCUGGCGGAAAUAGCAGCUCUGCGGGCGGAGGCCUCCGACCUGACGCGCCUGCUUCACGAGCCCGUGGACAUUGGCCCCCGACCAGACGACAUGCCGCUGGUCGUCUGGCAGCUGAAGCUGGACAAGAGCAUCGAGCAUCUGCGCGAGGAGCUGGCCCGGCGCCAGGCGGAGAUACGCGAGCUUCAGCUGCAGCAGGAUAAGCUCUGCGAGGAGCUGGGCGAACUGCCACAGUCCCUGCUCGCUGAUCCACUGCCACUGCCCACAGAGAUGGACUCCUUUCGAGAUCAUGUGCAACAGCUCGGACAUCGGCGAGAGAAGCGACUGGAGGAGAUGCACCAGCUGCGCCAGAGCAUCAGGCACAACAUGAAGCUACUCGACAUCCAUGUCAUGCCGGACACCGAAAGUCGGCUGCUCAGCCGAGGAAACCAAUGCGUAAGCCCCGCCUCCUUCGAGCGGCUGCGCCUCCUGCACACGGAGUACGCUGACCAGGUAAAGGAGCUGCACAUGCAGAUCGACGAGAUGCGCGGCAAGAUAGAUCUGCUUUGGCAGCGACUCAAGAUCACGGACGAAUUCGCCAUGCGUCCGGUGCGGGAAGCCACGUCGUAUAACCAGCGCACCUACGAUGUCCUGCGCGAGGAGCUGCAUCGCUGCCAGCAAAUGCGGCGCAAGAACAUUAAGACCUUCAUCGAGCAGCUGCGCCUCGAGAUCAAGGAGCUGUGGGCUCUCACGCUGAAGAGUUCGCAGGAGUGCCAGCGCUUCGUCUUCUACAGCUGUGAUAACCAGAGCGAAGAUGUUCUGGAAGCCCACGAAAUGGAGUUGGACGAACUGAAGAGCUACUACAAUAGCAAUAGGAAGAUCUUCGAUCUAUAUGCCAAUCGUGCGGAGCUCUGGUCACGCAUGGCGGCCCUGGAGGCCAAAAGCAACGAUCCCAAUCGAUUCAACAAUCGCGGUGGCCAGUUGCUCAAGGAGGAGAAGCAGCGCAAGGCCAUGUCAUGCCAGCUGCCCAAGAUCGAUCAGCAGAUCACAGAGCUGGUGAAGGCCUACACGAGCCAGACGAGCAGGCCAUUCCUGGUGAACGGCGUGGACAUACUGGAGAGCAUGUCGGCGGACUGGGAGGUCCAUCGCCAGUCUAAGAAGCAGCCCUCCGCCCAAAAGAAGGACUCCCACAUGACGGCCAGCAAAAUGAAGCGGCCAAAGGCUCCUCUUACGCCAAAUACGUUUUCGCUGAAAGGCAACUGCAACAGCAACGUCAAAGGAUCGCACGGAUCUUCAUCCUCAUUGAAGAAGACCCCGUCAAAGAUGAACUCGAGUGCUGCUGCUGCUGCUGCUGCCGCCAAGAGCACGGGGAAUCUGCAGAAGAGGCGACAUUCCAACAACGAGAAGCCGGCGGCUGCGGCCAAGCGAAAUCUUAUCACGUCGCUGGAUUGCCAGCCAGCCACUCUGGCAGUCCCGGAUGGCCAGAAGCCGCUAAGGUCGCCGCAGAAGAAGGUGCGAGUGCUGGAAUACUCGGUGCGCCGGAACCGAGCAAAAGGAAAAAAACCUCCCAUUCCCCGGGUCCAUGUACAGCCUCCGACCAGCGAGGAGAACGAAAGCGACUUGGAGGCGUACUAACAUACUAGCACACAAAGCAAUAAAUGUAUUACUUUAAACUAAAUUGGGCAAUUAUAGUAAAAUUGUUUAAAAACAUCGCAAAACAAUAACGAUAAAAUCUUU